Molecule: messenger RNA, 801 nt
Organism: Leguminivora glycinivorella
Lineage: Eukaryota; Metazoa; Arthropoda; Insecta; Lepidoptera; Tortricidae
Exons: 4
Coding region: 70-504 (144 amino acids)
Source: RefSeq, a predicted model, not a curated record
UGAGGCAGUCAGUCGGCAGCCGAAUUACAUGUAAUUGUCACUGUUAUUUUGGCAACAAGUGCAUUAAAAAUGCAACUUUCACAUUUAUGUAUUUUGCUGUUUACAUUAUUGGCCAACUUAUUGUACUGCAUUUGUCAAGAGGAGGGACUAAAUGAUCUGGAAAAUUCCAACAGCUGUCAACCUGACGCGCUGCUACAGUUCGACUUCUGCAAAUGCACGUGUUCAGAAGUAACGGCUGCCCUCCGCUCGUCACCCGCACUACAAGUAGAGGCCUCACGCAGACUUAAACUCCGACAACAGAAGAAACAGAAAGGCAAGAACGAGAAGAACAAAUACACUGUACAGCCUUAUACUCCAGGCCUGCUGAAAUGCUGGGAAGAUUCUUGCGUUGACAGUCAGGAAACUACUGUAGCAACAACCACUGUUGAAACAACCACUGUUGAAACAACCACUGUUGCAGCAACCACUGGGUCAGUGACCGGUCAAACGUCAAAUUCUAUAUAAAAUAGCUGAUUACACUGCGGUUAACCCUCCCUUUGUUGGUUCAAGUGGCCCUUAACAGUUUAGUUCAAUACAUUUUUAAUAUAUUUUUUUAAUUUAAUUGACGGCUAACUAAAAUACAUAAAAAUAAGCAGCUAAGCAUUCGCAGUGAACAUGGUGCAUACAGAUCCAAUGCCUUAAAAAACCGGUCAAGUGCGAGUCGGGCUCGCUCACCGAGGGUUCCGUACAAACUUUCAAUAGUUGAAUCAUCAAAUGUUAUUCAUAUUAUAAUUCUACAGACUACUACACCCGCAAGGGUGG